AUGUCUUCCAGACGUAGUCAUCGCAAGUCGCGAACUGGCUGUUAUCAAUGCAAACGACGGAGAAUAAAGCCUCCGAAUUCAUUUUAUGCCUCAUUCGUCCCACUACCUACCACCCAACCUGAAACUACCAGCGAUUCGCCAGCUCCGGUCAUUGCUCCUCCAAUAGCACCGUCUCCCAUAGCUCCAGCCAGUGGUCCGACGGACACCACCAUAACCCCUGCCACCAGCGCUCCGAGGCAUACUCCAACAAUUCCCCCAACGACAUCUGCCCCAAUUCAAUUUCGAUCAAUUGCUCCUUCAGCCACCCAACUUCCGGCUAUCCUGAACCAGGGUCCUCCACCUAGUCCAGCUUGGGCUACCGGAAUCGAACGGCAUAGCAUUUUCUCCUCUAUUCCCGAUCGUUUUCGCGAAGAUAAGAGCUUGAAUUUGGAAGACCUGGAGCUACUUCACCACUACACAACAAAGACGUACCAAACACUAUCCAAUAACAACGAGCAUGAGGAAAUCUGGAAGAAUGUUAUACCUGGAGAAGCGAUCAAACAUCCCUUCCUGAUGCAUGGGCUCUUGGCUCUAGCCGCCCUUCACAUUAUCGAAUGUCACGAUCCCGAUAACGGCGAAAUUCGCCGCAAGUACUCCGCACUAGCAAAUAAGCAUCAGAACCUAGCACUAGCUACCUUUCGCCCGGAAUUGAACAACAUAACACCUUCGAACUGCCAUGCUGUCUUCGCUUUUUCAAGUCUCAUCGCCGCACUUGCGUUUGCGUUCUCGAGAUCAGAACGCAGCUCUCAGCCCGCAGACCAUAUUGAGCAAGCCGUUCAAGACUUCUAUCUCUUCCGUGGUGUCGACAAGGUCCUUCACGCCCAAUGGUCUCGCAUUGUUAAGGGUAAACUAGGCGCUCUCGUCCGCCGCCCUGCCGACUCAAGCGCCGCCUACCCGCUGUCCAAAGACGUUAUAGACAAUCUCGACUAUCUCCAUAGCUGCAAUGGCGAAAGCGCAGCUCACAUUCCUGCCGAGGAAAAAGCCAUAUAUAACCAUGCAAUUCGCGAAUUGAGGAUGUCUUUUGAACGAUCCCCUUCAAAUUGGGAGGGCGUUUUCCGAUGGCCGAUGGUUGUCCCUGAACCAUACCUGGGGUUACUCAACUCUCGGAAGCCUAUGGCCUUGGUGAUACUUGGCCACUACUGCGUAAUACUAAGUCGGCUUGAUAUGUGCUGGUGGUCUGAAGGUUGGAGCCAGCACUUGUUUGAAGCCAUUUAUAAAUCUUUGCAUCCUUCUUGGCGUACGUUAGUCCAGUGGCCUAUGCAAAUGAUUGGUUUAUCGGAGCAGCUUGCCCACAUUCCUUGA
This is a messenger RNA of Trichophyton benhamiae CBS 112371, 1341 nucleotides long. RefSeq lists its product as uncharacterized. Gene Ontology annotation, molecular function: DNA-binding transcription activator activity, RNA polymerase II-specific. NCBI's taxonomy places the organism in Eukaryota, Fungi, Ascomycota, Eurotiomycetes, Onygenales, Arthrodermataceae. The transcript has 2 exons. Gene Ontology annotation, biological process: regulation of transcription by RNA polymerase II. The record is from RefSeq and is a predicted model, not a curated record. Bases 1 to 1341 code for a protein of 446 amino acids.